Messenger RNA from Aphanomyces astaci, 1149 nucleotides. RefSeq lists its product as hypothetical. NCBI's taxonomy places the organism in Eukaryota, Oomycota, Saprolegniomycetes, Saprolegniales, Verrucalvaceae. The transcript is spliced from 4 exons. The coding region runs from base 1 to 1149 and encodes 382 amino acids. The record is from RefSeq and is a predicted model, not a curated record.
AUGGAACACCCCAUCAUGGCCACGCCGUGCACCGGCCGCACCCGCGUCAUCGCUCACCUCCAAUUCUUCCCACGGGACCACCUUGAAGUGUCAAACCAGCACUCCACAGUUGCGUCAACAAACCCGUCCUUCAAAAUUAAACACUCCAGCUUUGAAGUGUCCUCUCAAGACCAGCCCACAUUGGGCGCAAUCACAACAUCGUCGGUACUGACACGACGCAAGAAAUUUCCGUUCCAAAUUCGUCAUUGGGUCAUCCGCCAGCCGUGCACGGUCAAGACCGCGAUUCUCCAUCCGGCUGCUUUGACCAUCAAAGUUGCUCAACGUCCAUCGACAAUUAACCGCCCAAAAACUGCAAAUCUGCGUCUGAAUGUGUCGCCUCACCGUCCCACGGCUGCCCUCACUCGUAUGUCAGCCUUGACAGGCAAAACCUCGUACGGAUUGCGCACAUGCACCACCAAAUUGGGGGCUUUCUACUCUUCCAGAACACCUGAAACACUGGUCAACGCGUCCCACCAAUUCGCCCUCCGCGGAAACCAAUCAUUGGGCUCACUCAUCACUAGUGCCCGUGCUAGUGGACGUACUACUACUACAACAAACGCCAACAACGACCCCGCAGUGGACGGCCCACCACCACCCCCUGUUACCCAGCACGACUACCAUUACUCGACGCCCACCGUUAAAGAAACGAUGGAGUUUGUCCACCAAGCGUGCGGGGCAGAGCCGUACCCGAGAGCGGAAAUGUCGACGCGCUUGGCUCUGGACGAAGCGUACCCAGACGCGGUGGUGCAUCAACUGGGUCUGAGCAUCAACAAAGACACGACCAUGGGCAACGCCAUACUGCACGGCGUGUCGGGUGGCGAGCGCAAGCGCGUGACGAUCGGCGAAAUGGAGUUUGACAUGAGGCAAGUAUCGCUCAUGGAAGGAUCUCGACGGGGUUGGCCAGCGCCGCUAUAUUCGGCAUCAUCAAGAGCCAGGAAAACGAUCGUUAUUGCGCUGCUGCAGCCAUCCCUCGAAGUUUUUGACCUGUUUGACGACGUCUUAGUGAUGAGCCAACUCCACUUGAUGUACCAUGGCCCGAGCAACCAAGUGCUGGCGUACUUGGAAUCGCUCAGGUUUGUCUACCCGAAAGGCAAUGUGGCCGAUAUUUAG